AUGGCCAGUACUGAAAAUGCGGUACUCGAAGACAUCUUUCGUGCCCAUGAUAGACUGGUUAGAGUCUAUGAUCGACAAGAACGCGAAAUAAUUGAGAAACACAAAGAUAAUUACACUAAAGCUGCAACUAACCUUGAUCGUAAGCAGGUGGUGUGCGAAAUACUACCUGAUCUUUUCAAUUACUGGAGUAAAACCAGAACCGUAAGCCGUAGUAAAGAAUUUAUGCAGGAGGAGGCAAAGAAACUACUUGCAUGGAUCCGAAACAACUGGAGGGGGGAGAAACUUACUAAAGCAGCCACAAUGGGUAAAAAAUUGAAGCGCACGACUGUUCUCUGGUAUAACAGAAGAGACGAAGUCUACAAGGAAAUUGCUAGUAUUCUGGGAAUAGAAUCAGCAGGAGUUGGGACACCAGGCGUUUUCGAAAACCGCAUGAAAGCAAUGAGCAACAUCAUUUCUCGAAUGUCCGACCGCGAAAAACGCCAGCUGGAUGUGGAAGCAGCAAAUUAUGCAUCCGUGGUUUACUCUGAUGAAGACAAACGCAAAAAAGCAAAGAAAUAUGCCUUCAAGAAGCUAGAUGAGGCAGCAAACCAACAAUGGGCAGAAAUGGGAUUAAUGAGUAUCACAUUUGUUUGCCAGAUUAAUGAAUCUGGCCAACUCUCAGUCCAAGUUCAUGAUCAAGUAGCCAGUGUUAUUGGGGUCUGUUCAACACUAUUUGAAGAGCAAAAGCCAGAUGAAGUAACACAGAUGAAGAGGCUAAUCAGUACCUAUGUCCGUGGAUUAUUAAACGCCAAAGAAAGAGCAACAUCUGGGAUACAUAUAACAGCAAAAUCUGAUCUAUUAAUACUUGAACAAGAUGCCGAUGGGUUCCCAAUCUUACCUCAAGACUUUGAUGCAUCCAAGGUCAAUAGAAAAGACUUGGAAUCACUGCUCCGUCUUUACCUUGGUCAAAACUAUAAACUUGCGACACACGGUCGGACUUCGCAAACCCCCUACGAAGCAAUUGAACUCUAUCAAUCCAAAUUCAUCUCUCCAGAAUAUUUACCACCCCGCUUCAAGCUGAAGCGACCCCAAUUCCUUGACCUUGAAGACUUGCGCAAAUUAUUUACACAUCUCCGAUCACGUCAAGAAACAUUUCCACUCAGUCAAGUGUUUCGCUUUCACAAGGUUAAAAAGGGGAGAAAAGGAGAGGAUGUGGAAGAUACAUGGUAUCCCGAUGAGAUUCGCAAUGUUGACACAGAAAAACCCAAACGUCGGCCUCCACCACCCAAAAAACCCAAGAAGCCAAAGAAAACUCCAAUGCGAAUUGAGGAAAUGCAGGGUGCAUCAAGUCUGAUUACAUUUGACUCCACCCAGGAAUCUAUGCAUACUGGGACUGUAACACCUCCCAGUACCAACAUAAUUUUGGAUUGUAUGAUUGAUCCAGCAUUGCGAAGUGGGCCUAUUAGCAGCUCCAAUAAUGUUGUGGAUCCAAAGGAUGCAAGUCAACAAAUCUCUGGCACUCAAUCCUCUGCAACUCAACCCCCUGCCAUCCAAAGUUCUCAAUCCCGACCCCGACCCCGACCUAGGAAACCACCUACUACUCCAGCGGAGAUUGCAGAGCAUCAGAAGAAUCAUCAAGAACUAGAGGAUGCAUGGCGGGUUUCUGACCAACUACUUGGGUUGCAGGUGCCAACAAGUUCAGUUGCACCCGCUCCUGUACAGGGACCCGCACCUGUAUUGGCAUCCACACCCGCCCCUGAGCCCACAUCCACACCUACUCCUAUGCAUGCACCCACUCCUGUGCAGGAACUUGCUCCGGUGUUAGCACCACCUGCCCCUGAGCCCACAUCCACAUCUGCUCCUGAGCAGGAACCCGCUUCUGUGUUAGCACCACCUGCCCCUGAACCUGCAUCCACACCCGCUUCUGCGCAUAAACCCGCUCCUGUACAUGCACGAAGGAAACGAAAAGAAGUAGAAGAAACAUUGAUUAUUGAGGGAAAACGGGCCCGACGCCCUCGAGAGCGAACUAGUUAA
Molecule: messenger RNA, 2013 nt
Organism: Psilocybe cubensis
Lineage: Eukaryota; Fungi; Basidiomycota; Agaricomycetes; Agaricales; Agrocybaceae
Exons: 5
Coding region: 1-2013 (670 amino acids)
Source: RefSeq, a predicted model, not a curated record